AUGAGUGACGAUGACAAUUAGCUUGAUGUAUCGAGCAUUUCCAUUAUUAAAAAGUUUUUAAAAUCUGAACUUCUUGAUGAAUCUGAAUUUGAAGUAGAUCAAGCAAAUGAAUAGAACAAAAAACCUUAAUAGUUCAAUUUCCAUUUAAUGCUUGAUUAGAAAAAUGAUAAAAACUGUUAAAAAAAAUAACCAGACCCCUAAGAAAAUAAAGAUCUAAAUUAUUUAAUUAAUGAAUUAAGAUUGGAGCAACAGAAUUUCUAGGCAGAAUUAGAACAUUUAUAAAGCUAAUUUAUAUAAGAAAUUAAUUUUUUAAUGCAGAAGGUUUUUGAUUAACACAAGCUGUAUUAUAAGCAGCAAGAAUAUCAAUUGUCCUUAAUACAAUAAAAGAAAUAAAGAUUAUAACUGCAAUCCCCUCAACAAUCAUAUGCUCUUUUAUAUUAAACGAAUCCAAAUAUAUAAACAUAUUAGAAGUUUAAUAAAGACCUAAAAAAUAGUUUAGUAAAAUUGCUACAAAACAUUAAAACAACAAAAAUUUGUUAAGACAUCUUCAAUGCACAAGAAUAGUCAUAUCAAUCUCAAACAUCAAGAUCUCCUCUUGCUUAAUUAAAUAAACUAUUUUCAAGGUAAGGAUCAAUUGAAAAUAAAUAGCCAUUUGCAAACAAAGUAAAUAAUACACACAUGAAACUCAAUCUCGUAAUGCCAAUGAAAAGAGAUACUUAAUCAUUUUGGAAUCAACCUAGUGAAAGAAAGUGUAGUAUCACUUCGAAAAUAAAUUCAAGUCCUUUUGAAAAGAGAGAAAAAUGCCUAGUUUAAUAAGCUCUAUUUAAACAGUCAUCUGAUUUCCUUAAAUUUAAAUGCUGA
This is a messenger RNA of Paramecium octaurelia, 861 nucleotides long. Lineage: Eukaryota; Ciliophora; Oligohymenophorea; Peniculida; Parameciidae. The record is from the annotation of a GenBank genome assembly.